Molecule: messenger RNA, 4576 nt
Organism: Maylandia zebra (zebra mbuna)
Lineage: Eukaryota; Metazoa; Chordata; Actinopteri; Cichliformes; Cichlidae
Gene: arhgef2b
Product: rho/rac guanine nucleotide exchange factor (GEF) 2b
Biological process (GO): regulation of Rho protein signal transduction; cell morphogenesis; actin filament organization
Cellular component (GO): cytoskeleton; ruffle membrane
Molecular function (GO): guanyl-nucleotide exchange factor activity; microtubule binding
Source: RefSeq, a predicted model, not a curated record
CCCGCCCCCUCCGCUCAGACCGCGGACGCUCCGGGACGAGAACCGCACUUCUUUGAUCAGAGACCGGAGCAAUCAGCUGGAUCAAUCGGAGAUCGGCAGGUGAUCGACCAUCGGCUGAUCAGGGAUCGGUUGAUCAGGGGAAUGUCCCGGCUGCUGGAGAGUAGGAGGCAGGACAGGAUGAAGGAAAUUAACCUGAAGAAUAAGGAGAAGGAGCGCCUGAAAGAGAGGGAGAAGGAAGCGAGAGAGAGGGAGGUGCGCUCCAGUAAUGGCCACCUGUUUACCUCACUGACAGUGUCCUCCACCACCCUCUGCUCCUCCUGCAACAGGAGCAUCACGGCCAAAGAGGCGCUCAGCUGCCCAGCAUGUAAUGUCACCAUCCACAAUCGCUGCAGAGACAGUCUGGCGAGCUGUGCUAAGAUGAAGCAGAAGCAACAGAAGCUGGCGUUAGCGAGAAAUAGUUCAGCUCUGCAGAACGUCGCCAUGAGAAGCAAAACGCCUAUGAUGAAGGAGCGACCGAGCUCAGCCAUCUAUCCUUCUGACAGCCUUCGUCAGUCGCUGCUCGGCUCCAGACGCGUUCGAUCUGGCCUCUCGCUCGCCAAAAGUGUCUCCACAAAUAACAUCGCAGGUGUGACCGAGGACUCUGCAGGUCUCAAGAGGAUCCUGUCUCAGUCCACAGAGUCUCUGAACUUCAGGAGCAGGACUCUGUCCAUGGAGUCUCUUACUGAUGACGCUGAGUGGAGCCCUCUGCUGGACGAGCUGCAGAAGGAGGGCAGCUGCGUGCAGGUCGACAGCUGGAGCCUCGCUGUGGAGCCCAACUUCCUGCAAACACUUCACAAAGACCUGAUCAAGCAGCAGGACGUCAUCUACGAGCUGAUCCAGACCGAGUUUCACCACGUCCGCACGCUGAGGAUCAUGGAGGGCGUGUACCGGCGGGGGAUGCUGGAGGAGGUGAUGCUGGAGGCGGGGGUGGUCCACACCAUCUUCCCGUGUCUGGACCAACUGCUGGAGCUUCACUCCCACUUCCUGUCAGAGCUGUUGAACAGGAGGAAGGCGGGUCUGGUGGAGGGCAGCUCCACCAACUUCACGGUGCGCAAGCUGGGAGACCUGCUGGUCCGACAGUUCUCAGGGCAGACUGCUGAUGACUGGAAGAAAGUUUAUUCAGAGUUCUGCAGUCGACAUCCGAAAGCUGUGAAACUCUACAAGGAAGUUUUGGCUCGCGACCGGAGACUGCAGCAGUUCAUCAGGCGUGUGACUCGCGGUCCUCUGCUGCGGCGUCACGGCGUCCAGGAGUGCAUCCUGUUGGUGACGCAGCGGAUCACAAAGUACCCCGUCCUCAUCCAGCGAAUCCUGGACAACACUAAAGGCUGCGAAGAGGAGGCACAGGCUCUGAGCCGCGCACUGGGCCUCCUGAAGGAGCUGAUCAGCUCUGUGGACAAAGAGGUCCUGGAGCUUGACCGGAGCAGGAGGCUGCAGGAGAUCCAUGCCCGCCUGGACCCGCGUGCCCAGGCAGAGGUCCGGGGAGGAGGUGUGUUCAGAGGUGGAGAGCUGCUGAGGAGGAGGCUCCUGCACGAGGGGACACUCCUCUGCAAGGUCCAGGGUACCAGGAUGAAAGAUGUGCAGGUGCUGCUGAUGUCAGACAUCUUGGUUUUCCUCCAGGAGAAAGACCAGAAGUUCACCUUUGUUGUGUCACUGGACAAGUCUCCAGUGGUCUCAUUGACUAAUUUGAUUGUCAGAGACAUAGCCAAUCAGGAGAGAGGGAUGUACCUGAUCAGUGACUCCACCCCCCCGGAGAUGUAUGAGCUGCACGCCUCAUCGAAAGAAGACAGGAAGACUUGGAUGAGCCGCAUCCAGCAGGCCGCCACCAGCUGUCCGUGCAGAGACGACUUUCCUCUCAUUGAGACAGAAGACAAAGCGUUGCUGCGCAGACUCAGAGCUGACAUCCAGCAGAAGGACAGGGAGGUGCUGGAGCUCUUACAGGAGCGCGUCACUCUGUUUUCUGAUCUGGUGGAGGCGUCUGGAAGAGGAAAGGCAGAAGAAGAAGGAGACAUGGAGGUCAGGAUCUCCUCCUCCUGCAGGAACCUUUUUAGAGCUGACACUCCUCAGGCACCUCAGGCCGAGCCACUCCUCCUCGCUGCCAUCGGUGAAGUCGACAGACUGACGGAGCUGCUGUCAGAUGCCAGCAUCCAGAAAUCUUCCAUAACCAACGGCAACCAGGAGAUCAGCGAUGGUGACUCUGGUUCUCUGAACGGCUCUUUUGACUUGAACGACAAGUCCUCAAAGGAUGGAAAUGGUAACCAGCUGCAGGAGCGAACCCUGAACGAGGACGUCCAUCAGCGCUUGAUCGGUCUGAGCACACAGCUUCACGCCCUGCAGGCUGCUGUGAUUCGUCAGGACUCAAUGCUAGCGCUGUUGGUCAGUGCAGGCUCCACCCCCUCCACCACCCCCGGCUCUGCCCCUGGCCCCCGCCUCAGCCGGUCACUGUCACGUGACACAGGGUUGGAAGCCAGCGGGGAGGCGGUGCUGCUGCGGCGGCAGGUGGAGCUGCUACAGGAGGAAGUGACACGCCUCCGUCUGCGAGAGGAGGACCAAAACUGGGAGGGAGUGGAGCCAGGCACCAGAAGGAGGAGCAAAAAUGGAGAGAAGAGUGAUGUUAUGAAAGGAGAACAGGUUAACAAGAGACGUAGCAGUCGGGAACUGGAGCUUCGCCCCCUCGCCCCACUAGCCACCGAGGAUCCAGUCGACCAAUUAGAUGGCGUCCAAGAAGGAAAUGAAGAGGAAGAGGAGGAAGUGAUGAAGAUCUCUCCUCGCUCUGACAGCCCCAGAGACCUGCAGGACAUCCCAGAGGAGAGCGAGAGUUAACGCCCCACCUACAGCUCAGGGACCUCUGCUGUUGUCACUGCGAUGCCACAGACACACAUCGGACUCUUAUUGUUAAAGGCCCUGGAUAUAAUGCCAUUGCCUGUUUUACAGUUUUUAGACCAAAUCAGACUUUUGUUCUUGGAACAUUUUCUAAAACUUGGAGCCAAAAGGGUAAGGGCGAGGUUAAAUUGGCAACUUAUUUUCCGCUUCAAACAAACUGGGUCAUGUGAUUAGAUCACUGGUUUGAUCUGUGCCCUUGAUGUUUUUUGUUUCUUUGUUUCUUUGUUGUUUGUAAAUGGGACCAGAGCAUGCGUAUCUGGAGCUGGACCUGGAUCUGGAUCUGGUCUGAUCCAGAUAUUUUUCACAGUUUGUUUUAAGCAGACAGAUUUUUAUUUAUUCUUUGAAUCUGAGACACACCACACUACAUUACCCAGAAUGCCUUUGGACCAGCAGCCAUCUCAUAUUUAAAGUUUUGAUUUUAAUGGUGUCUGAUUUACAGAAACCAUUACCAGUAUGUAAGCAUUGAAAGGACUGGGAUUAUGGGGAGGGAUUGGAGGUUGGUGUGGUCAGAUGUGGGUUUUGGGGGUCGGGACUCACGUAGUGCUGGAUUGUAGGUCAGGUGUGUUUUUAAGGAGCACAGAGCUCCUUCUAUUAGCAUGUUAGCAUGGCUGUGUCUCUUAUACUUGUGUAGGACAUUGGUUGAAUUGACCAAUCAGCUUGUUUCUUUUGAUGCAUGGAGGUGAUGAUGUCAGCUCCUCGUGUCGUCCGGUGAUGAUGAUGAUGGAACAGUGUUUGACAUAGAAAAUUGUUCAUUUACAAAAAAGAACAACAGACGCCGGUGAUGAUGUAAUCAUGCGAUCAUAUUGGGGUGGACUACAGCAAGUUUAACAAGUCUGCGAUCAGUCAAAGAGGCCAUGCCCCUAAUAAUGCAAACUCUAAUCAGUUCAGACAGGAGAGUGUUAUCUAUAGAGACCAGUUUGUGAAUCAGGCUGUAAGCAUGUUUAUUUUAACAUGUAAGGGUUUUGGGACUGACUCACUGCUGCCUCUGCUGGACAGUAGAGGAACUGUAGUUUGGCGCUGAUAAAGCAGAAAGCGUUACCGAAGAAUGCGGGUAUCCUCUGUCCUGAUCAUGUGUGAUUGAUCAUCUCUGAUCAGGUGUUUUAUGGACAGUGGUCCCACCCCCUGUGAGUUCACAUGAUGUUCUAUAGGUUUUGGAAACACAAAAAAAUGAAUUUGUAACAUCAGGACCUGAAUGUGAUUUUGAAGUUUUUGAAUAACUGAUUGUGUUCAGGUUUAACGCUGGGAAGUUUCUACAGUGUGAUUCAUCACUGUUUUGUUAUGUUUUUUUUAUCUGAAGCUUUGGGAUCCAAAACAUUUCUGUUUAUGCAAAAAAGCUCGCCAGGAUGCACGCCUCACAUCCAGAUGUGCCGCUGUAACAUUUCUUUUGAGUGUAUUUUAACUGUAGUAACAAUGGACUGAAGUAAUUGUAUUGAUCUCUGAUAAGUGUAGGUGAUUCCUGCUGUACUCUUUAUAAAUCUAAUCAGCUGCUCUUCGAGUAUUUGUUUUUACUUUUAGCUUCAGAUGAAACAUGACUUUCAGAUUUUGAUUACUGAUGCAGAAAUGAAUGAAUUGAUAAACUAAGCACACAGUGACACAAACUUCAUUUGGAAAAUUUAUUUCCUGAAACUAAAAAUAAACAAAGAUGGCUGACAUUCAA